AUGGCAACGAUUUCAUCAAAAGAAGCAGUUGUUAUUGUACUUGAUGUUGGUAUUGGUAUGACAUCAGUAUUAUCAAAUAAUAAUAAUAAUGAAACAUCACCAAUAGAAGAUGCAUUAAGAUCAGUUACAUUAUUGUAUCAACAAAAACUAAUUUAUAGUAAAAAAGAUGAACUUGGACUGGUUUUAAUAGGAACAAAAGGUACUAAAAACAAUUUACAAGAUGAUGGAUACCAACAUAUUACAGUUGCCAGUGAUAUUGAAGAGCCAUCUAUUGAAACUUUAAAAUAUUUAGAAAACUUAGGACCAGGGGAAUCCAAAGGAGAUGUUAUUGAUUCAUUAAUUGUAGCAAUGGAUAUGUUAAUCAAAAGAACAGAGAAUAAGAAAUAUCAAAAACGUAUAUUUUUAGUUACAAAUGCAAAAGAUCCAAUCAAUACAGAUGAUUUAACAAUUGUUAAAGAUCAAUUUAAAAAAAUUGAUGUUAAAUUAAAUAUAAUUGGCGUUGAUUUUACAGAUGAAGAAGAAUUAAAGAAAAUAAAUAAUAAAAAUUUUACAAACAAACAAAAAAAUGAAAUAUUUUUAAGAGAAUUUGCAGAUUCAGUUGAUGGAGUAUUGGUACCUGUUAAACAAGCAUUAGAGAUGAUGAGUUUUUUUAGAUCUCAAUCAGUAUUACAAAGAACUAGCUUUAGAGGAGCAUUGGAGAUUUCACCAGAGCUUAAAAUUCCAGUUUGGGGUUUCCUUAAAAUGAAGCAACAAAAUUUACCAACAUUAAAAAAAAUAUCUGUAUUGGCACAAGAAAAGAUUCCAACACCAACCACACUAGAUGUUACUCAAGAAACAUUCUUUUAUAGUAUUACAGAUCCAGAUCAAGAGAUUUCAAAAGAUGAUCUUUUAAAAGGUUACAAGUAUGGUAAAUCAUUAAUUCCAUUUUCAAAGAUUGAUGAAAGUCAAUUAAAAUAUUCAUCGGCAUCAAGAUGUUUAAAGGUAUUAGGCUUUGUAGACCGUGACUCAAUACCAUUGUAUUAUAAUAUGGGUUGCUCAGAAAUGUUUGUGGCCGCUCCAAAAGAUAAACAAGCAGAACAAUCUCUCUCAGCUUUCAUUAGAGGAAUGAUAGAAACUAAUCAAGCAAUGUUGGUACGUUAUGUAAAAACAAUGGGUAGUGCUCCAUAUCUAGGAUAUAUGAUUCCAAAAAUUAAAAGCUACAAUGAUGACGAUGAAAAUGAUGGAAUUGAAGAGAAAUUUAUUGAAUGUCUUUACUUUAAUCAUUUACCAUUGGCAGAUGAUAUUAGACAAUACCAAUUUCCAAGUUUAUCUUUGAAGAACCCUUUGACAAGAAAAUCAUUUAUACCAAAUAAAGAACAAUUAGAUGCAACUCAACAACUAAUAGAUUCAAUGGAUUUAAUGGGUGGUGGUGGUGAUGGCGAUGAAGAAGAAUCAAUUCAAAUGUUAAAACCAAGUUUCACCUACAACCCAUUACUUCAACAUUUUUAUCAAUGUCUUCAUCACCGUUCUUUACAUCCAAACUCAUUAAUACCAAAAUUAGAUCCAAUCAUAUCACAAUAUAUUAAUCCAGAUGAACAAAUUUUAGAAAAAUCAAAAAAUUCAAUUAAAGAAUUCUAUUUAAAAUUCCCAUUAACAAAAUCUAUAAAUUUUAAUAAAUUAAAUAAUAAUAAUAAUCAACAACAACAACAACAACAACAAUCUUUAAAAUACUAUUGGAAAGAUGGAGUAUUAAUUGGGGAAGAAAUUAAUUUAGAUUCUUAUGUUACUGAUGAUGGUUCAGAAUUUAAAAAAAGAAAAAUUAAUGAUUUUUCUGAAUUUUCUUUAAAUAAACUAAUAUCAGGUUAUGUUAAUGAAGUUGGUACAAUUAAUCCAGUUCAAAACUUUAAAGAUAUGUUAAAUAGAAGAGAUGUUGAUUUAGUUGAUAAAGCAAUUACUUUAAUGAAAGAAAGAAUUAUUCAAUUGGUCAACGACUCAUUAAAAGAACAAUAUUAUCAAAAAGCAUUCGAAUGUAUUAAAGAACUUAGAAAUGGUUGUAUUAGAGAGUCAGAAGCCGACUCAUUCAAUUCGUUUAUUAAAGAUAUUAGAUCACUUUACGAAAAUAAAAAAAAAGAUGAUUUUUGGAAAUAUAUUACAACCAACCAACCAUAUGCUAUAAAUUUAAUUUCAGAAGAUGAAUGCGAUUCCUCAUCAAUUUCAAAAGAUGAAGCUAAUGAAUUCUUAAAUAGAAAACAAUCAAAUACUCAAACACCACAAAUUAAUACAAAUACAAAUACAGAUUCAGUUGAUGAUUUAUUCGACCAAAUUGAAUAA
This is a messenger RNA of Dictyostelium purpureum, 2310 nucleotides long. RefSeq lists its product as uncharacterized. Lineage: Eukaryota; Evosea; Eumycetozoa; Dictyosteliales; Dictyosteliaceae. Bases 1 to 2310 code for a protein of 769 amino acids. Gene Ontology annotation, molecular function: double-stranded DNA binding; telomeric repeat DNA binding; damaged DNA binding. Gene Ontology annotation, biological process: telomere maintenance; double-strand break repair via nonhomologous end joining; DNA recombination. The transcript is spliced from 4 exons. Gene Ontology annotation, cellular component: Ku70:Ku80 complex; nucleus. The record is from RefSeq and is a predicted model, not a curated record.